This is a messenger RNA of Exophiala viscosa, 1290 nucleotides long. Its product is annotated as pyridine nucleotide-disulfide oxidoreductase AMID-like protein. Bases 1 to 1290 code for a protein of 429 amino acids. The record is from RefSeq and is a predicted model, not a curated record. Gene Ontology annotation, molecular function: flavin adenine dinucleotide binding; electron-transferring-flavoprotein dehydrogenase activity. NCBI's taxonomy places the organism in Eukaryota, Fungi, Ascomycota, Eurotiomycetes, Chaetothyriales, Herpotrichiellaceae. The transcript is spliced from 5 exons. Gene Ontology annotation, cellular component: cytoplasm.
AUGCCGUCGAACGAAGGUGCUCCCUCUGCACUACUGACUCCAUUCAAGGUGCUCGUCUUGGGAGGAUCAUAUGGAGGACUCGCAGGGGCUCUUCAUCUAUUGGAUCUAUGCAAGGGCAGACCUUCUCGCUUCGCUUCCGAGCCGACUGAAUCCAGCAAGUUUGGCAGCUUCCCUGUUGACAUCACAAUCGUGGAUGAGCGCGAUGGGUACUAUCAUUUGAUCGGUUCACCGCUUGCGCUUGCUUCGCGGGAGUUUGCUUCGAAAGCGUGGACAAAGUUCAGCGAUCUUCCAGCUUUGAAGGACAUCCGCUUCAUUCAAGGAAGCGUCAACACCGUUGACUGCAAGAAGAAGCAAGCAGUCAUCACCGAGACGCCUACCCAAUCGUUAUUGGAAUUGGACUAUGAUUUCCUUGUGGCAGCUACCGGUCUUCGAAGGGUCUGGCCAGUCGUGCCCCAGACUCACACUAGGGAAACCUACCUGUCCGAGGCCGGCGACCAUAUUGAAGCGGUAAGGAGAGCCAAGGAGGGAGUUGUUGUGAUCGGUGGAGGUGCUGUGGGUAUCGAAAUGGCGGCUGAGCUCAAAAUGGUGCUGCCGAGCCAAAAGGUCACCCUCAUCCAUUCCAGGGACAAGCUGUGCUCCUCUGAACCCCUUCCCGAUGAGUUCAAGGAUAGAUGCCUGCUCACGCUUCGCGAGGGUGGGGUGGAGACAAUCAUGGGCCAGAGAGUGACUGAGACGAAAACAUCGCAGUCCCCUGAUGGUGAGACCACGUGGGAACUCACGUUGGCUGACGGGUCGAGAAUUCGUGCCAGCCACGUAAUCUAUGCCAUAUCAAGGAGUGUCCCUUCGACGACAUAUCUUCCUGCAUCGGCUUUGGAUGAAGAGGGCUACGUCAAAGUAACCCCAAGACUGAACAUCUCAUCUGACUCACCAAACUCGCUCUAUCACUUUGCGCUUGGUGACAUGAUAAGAUGGUCGGGUAUCAAGCGCUGUGGCGGGGCGAUGCAUAUGGGGCAAUAUGCAGCGCAUAACAUUCACCAGUUGAUGCUCAAACAGCUCCAUGAUAUCGAGCCCGAGUUCAUGGAAUUGAAUGAGUUUCCGCCAGUGAUGGGGAUAGCCAUUGGUAAGCAAGGCGUGGCAUAUUGGAAGGAAGCAGGAACCGCACAUGGAGUGAGCGUCCUCGAAACGUUCUUUGGUAAUGACUUGGGCAACACAAUUUGCUGGAAUCAUCUUCAACUUGGACACGAAGUCCCCAUACCCAAGCCGACACCAGCCGCCCCAGAUGCCGCAUAA